AAGUGCACACAGAGAGGUCCCAGCACCAGACACAGAAGGGAUUCAGAUCCACAACCUUCUUGCUGUCAGGCUGCCCAACAAAUGGCAUACAGACAGCUACAAAAACUCAUACAGAACACCAGGAAAUAUGGAGAAUUAUUAUUAUUAUUUGUGUGUAUCAUCCAUGUGUGUGUGUGUGUGUGGUGUGUGUGUGGUGACAGGAAGAAAAUCAGAGCAGACAGCGAGCGAGGCUACAGAGGUAUUACUGUAUGGUCAGAUUCCUCUCUAGAGAAGCUGGAUGCUUCUCUCUCCACACUCAGCAACUGCGAGAAGCUGUCUCUGAGCACAAACUGCAUCACCAAAAUAACCAAUCUCGGCAGCCUGAAGAACUUGAAGAUAUUGUCAUUAGGAAGAAAUAAUAUAAAGACCUUUGAUGGGCUGGACGCAGUAUCUGAUACAUUAGAAGAGUUGUGGAUCUCCUACAACUCAAUAGAGAAGAUGAAGGGAAUCCAGAACAUGAAGAAACUCAGAGUCCUCCACAUGUUGCACAACCUGGUCAAAGAAUGGAAAGAAUUUGAGAGACUAGCUGACCUGCUCUGCCUGGAGGACCUGAGAUUUAUUGGUAAUCCCCUGGAGGACAAGGAAAGCGCUCAGGGAACCUGGAGAGACAAUGUCUCCAAAAGACUUCCUCGUCUGAAGAAACUCGAUGGCGUCCUAAUCAUCAGACAGGAAGUGGCUGAAGGAGGGGACUGAUGCAUGACGGCCUAAACAACUACAACCCUCUUCCCUUAGAGUCUUCCCUCUUUAAAGUUUUAUGUGGGUUGUCAUGGUUCUUUCGUUUACUGAAAAUGAUUUUGAACUUUAUUGUAGAAUAACAAAAUGACCAACAUAGUUUUUAGUCUGUUAAAAUGAAAAUGCUUCAGGCCAACCAGAAAGUUGUUUUGAUAAAACCUUACUACUACUACUUACCUUACUGCCUCUGUAGUUUCCACAUUGUUCCUGUUCUUUAACAUGGUUAAUGCAUAUAGCAUAUUCUCAUCAAUUACCAACAUCUGUGUAAAUGACUUUUAUGUUUGAAAUUAUUUUAGGCAUGUUUGUACAUAGUUGUGAGAUGUUUAUGGUUUAUAAAUGUUUUUGAUAUGAGAAAUAAAUAUUAUU
Molecule: messenger RNA, 1137 nt
Organism: Larimichthys crocea (large yellow croaker)
Lineage: Eukaryota; Metazoa; Chordata; Actinopteri; Sciaenidae
Gene: dnal1
Product: dynein, axonemal, light chain 1
Exons: 6
Coding region: 82-732 (216 amino acids)
Biological process (GO): outer dynein arm assembly
Cellular component (GO): cytoplasm
Molecular function (GO): dynein heavy chain binding; alpha-tubulin binding
Source: RefSeq, a predicted model, not a curated record